AAGGAGAUUCAGAGGGACAAGGUGAAGGCAGAUAAUUCGAGAGGCUUUCCAGCAGCCCUGCGCGGCAGAGGCACGCUCUUCAGAAAUAAAGGGGGGUGUGCGCCUUCCCGGCACAGAGCGGCUGGAAGUGGUCAUGUUUCUGCCUCCCCACCUGCUCUGACAUUGUUUGUUUGCUUCCUAAAACUCAUCAAAUAUUGAUGGCUUGGAGCUGAUAUAAGCUGGGUCUCUCGAUCCAGCCCCACAGCCGUCAUGUUGGCUGAGUGAUGCUUCGCAGACGUUAGGAGGAGGGCCCUGCUUCGCAGAGUUUGCCGUCUAAAUUUAGGCUGCUGCCGCUGCUCCCUGCCGCCUCCGCGGCCGCGGGAGGGUCGCGGGAGGCGAGGGGUGCCCGGCGGGCGAUGCCGGGGGGCCGCAGCGCAGCACAGAGCCCUGGCCACACGGCGCCCAGGACACCGGCCCCACGGGGGGCACACACCCCUCUCCCCCACGCAGCCGGGGCGUAGGGCGCUCCCCACGGCACGGCACGGCUGGACCCACCGGCAGCAUCGGCAACGCUCGGCGGAGACCCGGGGGUCUGCGUGUCCGGGAGGGGGCUGGAGGCGGAGGACAGCACUACAACGUCCCCAAGUUUGCCUUUAACCCUCGGACAGGCAAGCACUGGCGCUGCCGCAGGCUGAGAGCGAGCACGCGGCAUCUGCUGGCUGCUGCGCUUUGCCCUCUCCUCCGGGACCUGCGCGUUUCUGGGGGAAGUCCUCCCCGUUAUCCUCACUCCUGACGCUCCGCAGCGCGCCCGGGAGGAGCGGCUGAGCCCCGGGGAGGGAGGGAGCCUUCCAGCCCGAACCGCAGGGCAGCAUGCAGGUCUCCUUUGUGUGCUCCGAGCACAGCAUAAAGAGCCGGAGCGCGGAGGACCGGCUGAACCGGCAGAAUGCCAGCAGCCCCAGCCUCGGCACGCGCAGCAAAUUCCGGGCAGUGGCCAUGGUCGCCCGGAGCCUGGGGCAGCUCUCGGUGCAGAACGCCCCGUCGUCCAGCGAAUCCAGCGUGAAGCAGCCGGGGAUGAAAUACAGAAAUCUGGGCAAGUCUGGGCUGAGAGUGUCCUGCCUCGGCUUGGGGACAUGGGUGACUUUCGGAGGGCAGAUCACGGAUGAGAUGGCCGAGCAGCUGAUGACUUUAGCAUAUGACAAUGGCAUUAAUCUCUUUGACACAGCAGAAGUCUACGCUGCUGGCAAGGCUGAAGUUGUGCUGGGAAACAUUAUCAAGAAGAAGGGGUGGAGACGAUCCAGCCUGGUCAUCACCACCAAAAUCUUCUGGGGAGGAAAAGCGGAGACGGAGAGGGGCCUGUCCCGAAAGCACAUCAUAGAAGGUCUGAAGGCAUCUCUGGAGCGGCUGCAGCUGGACUACGUGGACGUGGUGUUCGCCAACAGGCCCGACCCCAACACGCCGAUGGAAGGGGACCCAUUUAGUUCUUCCAAGUCAAGAACAUUCAUCAUAGAAGAGACGGUGCGCGCCAUGACCCAUGUCAUCAACCAGGGGAUGGCCAUGUACUGGGGGACGUCGCGCUGGAGCUCCAUGGAGAUCAUGGAGGCGUACUCGGUGGCCCGGCAGUUCAACCUGAUCCCACCGAUCUGCGAGCAGGCCGAGUACCACAUGUUCCAGCGGGAGAAGGUGGAGGUGCAGCUUCCCGAGCUCUUCCACAAGAUAGGUGUCGGCGCCAUGACCUGGUCCCCGCUGGCCUGCGGCAUCGUCUCAGGGAAGUACGACGGCGGCAUCCCCCCCUACUCCCGGGCAUCGCUGAAGGGGUACCAGUGGCUGAAGGACAAGAUCCUGAGCGAGGAGGGCCGGCGGCAGCAGGCCAAGCUGAAGGAGCUGCAGGCCAUUGCCGAGCGCCUGGGCUGCACGCUGCCCCAGCUCGCCAUCGCCUGGUGUCUGCGGAACGAGGGCGUCAGCUCUGUCCUGCUGGGUGCCUCCAACGCGGACCAGCUGAUGGAGAACAUCGGAGCAAUACAGGUUCUUCCAAAGCUGUCGUCUUCCAUUGUCCACGAGAUUGACAGCAUCCUGGGCAAUAAACCCUACAGCAAGAAGGACUACAGAUCCUAAGCACGCACCGUCGCUGGGACACCACGCCGCCCUCGCCUCCUGUUCGCUUGCUUACGCUUUGUUGAAGCAAAGUGGAGAGCGGUUCGCAUCGAGAACACAACGCGCCGAGACCGUGUCGAGAAAUCGUUUCAAAUGUCGCUGCAAGAGAACAUAAUGCUUACUACGUAACAUUUAUUUUGGAUGCAAGAAAAGCCACCGCUGGGGAGUGCGCAGAGGCAGUGCCCACCCUCGGAGCUUCCUCUCCAACUGCAGAAGCUGCCCGCGCUGGUGCACAACGACGACGGGCGCCUCGGGCUUGGGCUCUGCACUGGCCUGGCUGGCCCCGGCACGUGGCCCCGGCAUGCGGCGCGCUCGCUGGGCACCGCGCAGAGGACUCGGCCGGUGGGACCUGUCCCGGGCGGCGGCUCCGGCCGUUGCAUGCGUCUCCCCGCUGCUUCUCUUCUUUACUUUGUGUUUCUGGACGAGGAGGCUGUUACAUUCGGGCGUGCUCGGAGCACGGCGGCCGCGGGAGCAUUGCACGUGCAGGGCUGGCUGCUGGCUGGGACCGCACGGGCUGUAAGAGGCUGCUGUACAACACCAACAAGGAAACAACGAAACUACCACCAACA
Oxyura jamaicensis (ruddy duck) is the source of this 2699-nucleotide messenger RNA. RefSeq names its product potassium voltage-gated channel subfamily A regulatory beta subunit 2 (gene KCNAB2). Gene Ontology annotation, cellular component: voltage-gated potassium channel complex; juxtaparanode region of axon; membrane. Gene Ontology annotation, biological process: regulation of action potential; regulation of potassium ion transmembrane transport; transmembrane transport. Bases 850 to 2091 code for a protein of 413 amino acids. Gene Ontology annotation, molecular function: voltage-gated potassium channel activity; potassium channel regulator activity; transmembrane transporter binding. The record is from RefSeq and is a predicted model, not a curated record. NCBI's taxonomy places the organism in Eukaryota, Metazoa, Chordata, Aves, Anseriformes, Anatidae. The transcript has 15 exons.